Molecule: messenger RNA, 1851 nt
Organism: Didymodactylos carnosus
Lineage: Eukaryota; Metazoa; Rotifera; Eurotatoria; Philodinida; Philodinidae
Source: the annotation of a GenBank genome assembly
AUGUCAGAUAGUGAGGAUGAUUGUGAAUUGAGUAGAUUAUUAAAAGAUGAACGAGAAUUAGAAACAAUAGAAACAACUGUUGACGAUACUAUUGUGCUUCCAUUAGUAACAAAACUUCGUCCAAUACCAUCAAAAACAGUCAAUGAUAGUUCAAUUUAUGUAGAUUUAACUACUGGUCUGCGUAUAAAUUCAUUAUGUUUUACUCAAACUGAAAUAAAAAGUAAGCUAUCAUUAACAAAAUUAAUUCGUCUGUCACAAAUAGAACAACAAAGUCAACAGUUACCAAACGAUUGGUGUACAUUAGCCAUAUUAGCGAAUAAAGCGGAUAUAAAACAAGCGGCAAAUGGGUCAAAUUACAGUUGUUGGCGGUUAACUGAUUUUAAAACGCAACAACAAUUAGUCACGUUAUUAGUGUUCGGUGAUGCUCACAAAACAUUAUGGAAAACAACAUUAGGAAGUGUAUUUCUAUUGUAUAAUCCUGAUGUUAAAAAAGGAUCAUCGUUAUCGAUUCAUCAAACAAAACAAUUUUGUUUAUUGGGUAUGUCACCGGAUCUUGGUCAAUGUAAAUCAAAGACAAAACAAGGUGAACAAUGUAAAAUGUACGUCAAUCGAUCAGAAUGUGAAUAUUGUACAGUGCAUGCUUAUCAUUUAUAUACUCAUCAAAAUAAAGUAUCAUCAACAUCGAGAAUGAAUUUACAAAGUACCGGUGCAUUUGCACCAAAAAAAUUUUUAUACAAUCAAAUUAUGGAUGGUACGUGCUAUGGUGGAAAAAUGUACACAGCAACAACACCUAAGCAUAAGAAAAGUUCAACAGCUCCAUCAACACCAAAAUCGUCGAAUGAACGUUUAAAUGAUAAAGAAAAAUCAUUGUUAGUUAUGCUUGGUAUUGAACAAGAUCCGCUGAUUUGUGUUAGAACGGAAAAUGCCAGAGGUAUGGGCGAUACAAUUGCAGAUAUUAAACAAAUCUACCAGACAAAACGAAUGAAUCAGUCAAAAAGAAUAGAAUAUGAUGAAACGAAAAGAGAUGAACUACCGUCAAAACUAUCAGUGUCUCAUCCUUUACCACCAUCACAACCAACAGCAGUAUCACAGACAAAUACACAAAAUAAAACAGCAAAAUAUGUUGAUUUAAGUAUUAAGCCAAGUAACGAAGCAAUUAAUACUGCAAAGCAGCGUGCCAUUGACAUUUUAAAACAACGAUUAUCACAGAAGCAACAAAAUGAAAGUACAACAAAACGAAAUGAUCAAUCAUUAGUAUUAGCUACAACAACAACCUCAAACAAACGUUCAAUUGAUUCAGAUGAAAUUAAUUGUUCAAAACGCUUAAAACCAUCAUCAACUAAUGAGAAUGAUGAUGAAAAUAGAAAACAACGACAACGUUUUGAAGAUGUAAUGAAUAUUAAAUCGUCUCAUGCUAAUGUUUAUGAUGAUAUUACUUUACAAGAAUGUUUUGAUACGUUAAAGAAAAAAGAAGAAAUUGAAGAAAAGUUGUUAAAAGUGACAGAACGUACAAUUAAAGUAAUUGUUUGUCGUCUAUGCCAUUAUACAUCUUAUAAACAAUCGAUAUUAUGUAAAAAAAAACAACAUACAGUUAAAAUAUGUGAUGUUCAACAACGAUUCUUCGAAUGUUGUGAUUGUGGUCAACGAGUAUUUACAUGGAAUAAAUAUCCUGAAAAUAAUUGUACAAAAUGUCGUUGUACAAAAUUCAAUCGUACCUCGUUGAUACGCGAACGACAUGGACCAAAAUUAGAAGGUGAAAUUUUACUAUUAAGAGGUGAAGAAGAAACAUUUUUGAACUCAUAUGCAACGUAUGAAAAAUUACCGUCAGUUAUAUGUGAUACAGAAGAAUGA